Molecule: messenger RNA, 846 nt
Organism: Puma concolor (puma)
Lineage: Eukaryota; Metazoa; Chordata; Mammalia; Carnivora; Felidae
Gene: RPP38
Product: ribonuclease P/MRP subunit p38
Biological process (GO): tRNA 5'-leader removal
Cellular component (GO): nucleolar ribonuclease P complex; fibrillar center; ribonuclease MRP complex
Molecular function (GO): ribonuclease P RNA binding; ribonuclease P activity
Source: RefSeq, a predicted model, not a curated record
AUGGCCGCGGCUCCUCAGGCACCGGGGAGGGGCUCCGUUCGGAAGACUAGACCCUUAACCGUAAAGACCUCGCUGAACAACCCUUACGCCAUCUGCUGGAGUGCGCUCGAGAGAGAACACAUGCACUUCAUACUGCAGACGCUUGAAGACAGAUUUAAAUCUCUUGGGCUUCGGAAGAUGGAGGAUAAGAAGAAAAGGAGAAAGCAGUUUUUAAAAAAACCAAGCCCAGACAGGUGUGGCACAGAGGUUGAGAAGAGCGAAGGCCUGAAGGAGAAACCGCCAGAAGGUAGCGAGCAGGGGUCAGGGUGGACCCCCGUGGACGUCAGGAAGCAGCUCGCCAUUGGCAUCAAUGAAGUCACCCGCGCUCUGGAAAGGAACGGGCUGCUGCUGGUCCUGGUGUGCAGGUCAGCCAAGCCCGCCAUCCUCACCUCGCACCUGAUUCAGUUAAGUCUGAGCCGGGCGGUUCCCGCUUGUCAGGUUCCCCGGCUCAGCGAGAGGCUCGCACCGGUCAUCGGCCUGAAGUGCGUCCUGGCCUUGGGGUUCAAAAAGACCACCACAGCCUUUGACGCUGAAGUCAGAGCUAUAAUUCCCCGAGUACCCAGCUUACACGUGCCCUGGCUUCAAGGCAGACCCGAGGACUCCGGGGCAAGUUUAGACACUGCGUCCUCAGAAAGCCGAGACAGAGAGGUUUUGGACACGUCCUUUGAAGACCUCGCUAAACAGAAAAGAAAGCUUGUUGGAAGUCAGCAGGCUGUGGUGUUACAACCCCUUAAAAUAAAGAAACUGAUUCCAAACCCCAAUAAGAUAAGGAAACCUCCCAAAGGUAAAAAAACUACCUCAAAGUAA